Kalmanozyma brasiliensis GHG001 is the source of this 1020-nucleotide messenger RNA. RefSeq lists its product as uncharacterized. The transcript is spliced from 9 exons. The coding region runs from base 1 to 1020 and encodes 339 amino acids. The record is from RefSeq and is a predicted model, not a curated record. NCBI's taxonomy places the organism in Eukaryota, Fungi, Basidiomycota, Ustilaginomycetes, Ustilaginales.
AUGUCUUCGUGUCGUCCUACGCUUCAGUGUUUUCAUAUUCUCUGCCACAAAGAGCUCCGUGACGCACUAGCACGAGACGGAGCUCAGCCGUCAGAGGGGCUCCAGGCUCCAUGUCCCAAGUGCCUGGUCACCGUCCACGUGGUCCAGCUUCAAACACACCAGCUACCGCCACAUGUGUACCGCUACGUGCAGCCUUUCGACGCUUCCAUCCAGGAGAUCGCCGAUGUCUAUAAGUAUCAACUCCAGCACAUGUCUGAACUGAUCAGAGCCUUGGAAGAAGUGCGCAAGGAAAACGUGGCUUUGAAAGAGGAGAUUACGGUGCUACGAUUGCCAGCGCCAAAGACAGAGCCAGGAACCCUUCCUGCUCAGCCUAGUAACGGAGCACAUCCACUCGGCAUGGGAAUCGUCAAAGGGCAGGAACGCAUGCCGCCUCCGUCCAGGUCAGCGGUCUAUCAGCAAGCACCCCCUCCAAACUUGCGUCCACCUUCACGAGCCAUGCCAGCUGCUCCGAAAGCUGACGCGACGUUUGACGACGGCGACCAGAUCAUGCACGAUUCGGGCAGGCUGCCGACACGUCCAUCGACAACGGCCUCCAACGUCUUCGCGCACAAACCGCCCCCACUUUCGUUCAAAAACAUUGUACCGCCAACUUCGAACUCCACGUCGGAAUGGCGGAAGGAAGCCACUCGUCGUGGCCAAGCAGACCCUCCGCCUGGCCCACGUUCGGGCUUUGGCCCAGCGCACCAUCUGAGCAAACAUUACAAUGUCGCCUUGCAGGCUCCUCUUCAGCGUCACAGUUUACACGGCGCAAGUGUCGCUCAGUACGCCCGCCCGCCGACCAUGCAUACGUAUCAGAGGUCCCUUGCGCAACCCAGUUUGAGGAGGGAUGAGGACGUCACCCCGCAUGCCGGUCAAACGCAAUUGUGGAGACCAUCGGUGCCCUCUGGAACUGGAGUGAGUUCGGCCGCCUUUCCAAACGGCCCGCGCUCGAACCACAGGCAGCGUCCCACGGGCCGAUGA